Molecule: messenger RNA, 2001 nt
Organism: Perognathus longimembris pacificus (Pacific pocket mouse)
Lineage: Eukaryota; Metazoa; Chordata; Mammalia; Rodentia; Heteromyidae
Gene: Dnajb1
Product: DnaJ heat shock protein family (Hsp40) member B1
Exons: 3
Coding region: 77-1099 (340 amino acids)
Cellular component (GO): cytosol
Molecular function (GO): transcription corepressor activity; Hsp70 protein binding
Source: RefSeq, a predicted model, not a curated record
UAUAUAGAGUCCGCGACGGGGCGGCGGCGGAGCCGGGGGACGGCGACAGCUGGGCGGCGGGCCGCAGGCGGGGGCCAUGGGCAAGGAUUACUACCAGACGCUGGGCCUGGCCCGCGGCGCGUCGGACGAGGAGAUCAAGCGCGCGUACCGCCGGCAGGCGCUGCGCUACCACCCGGACAAGAACAAGGAGCCGGGCGCCGAGGAGAAGUUCAAGGAGAUCGCCGAGGCCUACGACGUGCUCAGCGACCCGCGCAAGCGCGACAUCUUCGACCGCUACGGAGAGGAAGGCCUCAAAGGGGGUGGCCCCAGCGGCGGCGGCAGCGGUGCCAAUGGCACAUCUUUCAGCUACACAUUCCACGGAGACCCCCACGCCAUGUUUGCUGAGUUCUUCGGAGGCAGGAACCCCUUUGACACCUUUUUUGGCCAGCGGAAUGGAGAGGAAGGCAUGGACGUGGAUGACCCAUUCUCUGCCUUCCCCAUGGGCAUUGGAGGCUUUACCAACAUGAACUUCGGGAGUCGCUCUCGCCCUGCCCAAGAGCCCACACGGAAGAAGCAAGAUCCUCCUGUCACCCACGACCUCCGCGUCUCCCUGGAAGAGAUCUACAGCGGCUGUACCAAGAAAAUGAAAAUCUCCCAUAAGCGCCUCAACCCUGACGGCAAAAGCAUUCGGAACGAAGACAAGAUCUUGACCAUCGAAGUGAAGAGAGGGUGGAAAGAAGGGACCAAGAUCACCUUCCCCAAGGAAGGAGACCAGACCUCCAACAACAUCCCCGCUGACAUCGUCUUUGUUUUAAAGGACAAGCCCCACAACAUCUUCAAACGGGACGGCUCCGAUGUGGUGUACCCAGCCAGGAUCAGCCUCCGGGAGGCUCUUUGUGGCUGCACUGUGAGCGUUCCCACUCUGGACGGCAGGACCAUCCCCGUCGUAUUCAAAGACGUCAUCAGGCCUGGCAUGCGGCGGAAAGUCCCUGGAGAAGGCCUCCCUCUCCCCAAGACACCUGAGAAACGGGGGGACCUUAUCAUUGAGUUUGAAGUGGUCUUCCCAGAAAGGAUCCCCCAGACAUCCAGAACCGUCCUGGAGCAGGUUCUGCCCAUAUAGUCAGCUCACCCCGGACUCAACCAGGGACCUUGCCAGACUCCUGCACGGAGCACUGGAGCCUGGGGGCACCAGGAGCAGCCCCCCUCCCAAGGCGGGAGGGCCCAGGGAGGCUUUCGGACUCAAUGUUUUCCAGAGAAUAUAUUACACUCUUUCAAAGUCCGCACCAGACUUCGGUGGUUUUUCCGAGCGCUAGGGCGGAGGCGGUGGGACCACAGGAAGGGACCAGGCCUCUGCUCCUCCCUGGAGCCCCCCUGUACCCCAGUUGUGUCGUGUGAUUGAUUCCUGUGGAGCCCACACUGUCACCCCUGCCCUGCUGGGGACUCUUGUCUUUCUCUGUGGUCCACCACCACAGAUCAAGAACUGCCUGGCCGCCCCCUCACCCAAUACCUCGGGCCAGCAGGACCUAGGGCCCAGCCAUAAUAUGGAGGUCCCCUUGACCUCCACAUUUGGGCUGACUUUUGGGGCAUCUUUGUCCCUGAGGCAAUCCUUGGGCACCCCUGGCUGCCCUAUGGCCUAGGUCGCGUGUUCUCUGUUGGACUCUAUCUCUCUCCAAGGGACCUGACCCUUCUGGAUUUUGCACAGCACCGCUGUGACCCCUUUUGAUAAAAGGGUCUUUGCUUCUGAUUUCAGGAGCAUUCUGGAGCAUGUGUAAAUAGCUUUUAUAAUUCCUUGUGAAGCUGGUGGACACAAGUCCAGGGCCCAUGUGGCUGCCACUCUGGACCAUGGGGAAGGACACUUGGGGUGAGGGACUGCCCCAAAGAAAUCUGUCCGUCUGUCCCCUGCGGCCCAAGUGGCUUGCAGACCUUCCCUCUCAUUGUAAGUUGCCACUGCCGACACUAGACCAAAGUGUGUUGAUUGUCAUUAAAGUGCGUGACAACAUUAAAGACUUGAUGCAAAACCUU